AUGGUAGUUGUAAUAAGACCUGUUUGUCCAGGUGUGGAUGCCAACGGAGUCGAUGGAGCUGUAGGGACAGCUGGACUGGAUGGACUGGUGGGAGUCGUGGGUGCGGUAGGUGCCGAUGGACUUGUAGGAGCUGUAGGAGCUGAUGGACUCGUAGGAGCUUUAGGAGCCGAUGGACUUGAUGGAGUGCUUGGAGCUGAUGGACUCGAUGGGCUUGUAGGAGCUGUAGGAGCCGAUGGAAUCGAUGGAGUCGUAGGUGCUGAUGGGCUUGUAGGAGCUGUAGGUGCCGAUGGACUCAAUGGAGCCGUAGGCGCCGAUGGACUCAAUGGAGCCGUAGGAGCCGAUGGACUCGAUGGAGUGCCUGGAGAUGUGGGUCCUGUAGGUGGGCAGAUGAUAGUAGUAAUAGUCAUCACCUGCUCGGGAACAGUGGUUCCUGGUACUGUACUACCAGGAAUCGUAGUUCCUGGGAUCGUGCUUCCUGGAAUUGUGGUUCCUGGAAUUACACUUCCAGAUACAGUAGACUCCUCGAUAGUGGUACCGGGGAUUGUGCUAGCUGGUACUGUGCUUCCUGGAACGGUACUUCCAGGUACAGAGGAUCCUGGCAUAGUCAUCAAUACUGUCGUUGUAACCAAGUUUCCAGAGACACAUGUUGUAGGUGUUGUAGGAGCAGCUGGACUAGAUGGACUUGAUGGACUGGUGGGGGCACUGGGUGCCGUAGGAGCCGAUGGACUCGUAGGAGCUGUAGGAGCCAACGGGCUUGUAGGAGCUGUAGGAGCCGAUGGGCUUGUAGGAGCUGUAGGAGCCGACGGGCUUGUAGGAGCAGCUGGACUAGAUGGACUUGAUGGACUUGAUGGACUGGUGGGAGCAGUGGGUGCCGUAGGAGCCGAUGGACUCGAUGGAGUGUUUGGAGUGGUGGGUCCUGUAGGUGGGCAGAUGAUAGUAGUAACAGUCAUCACUCGUCCGGGAACAGUGGUACCGUGUACUGUACUACCAGGAAUCGUAGUUCCUGGAAUCGUGCUUCCUGGAAUUGUGGUUCCUGGAAUAACACUUCCAGAUACAGUAGAUUCCUCGAUAGUGGUACCGGGGAUUGUGCUAGCUGGUACUGUGCUCCCUGGAACGGUACUUCCUGGUACAGAGGAUCCUGGCAUAGUCAUCAAUACUGUCGUUGUAACCAAGUUUCCAGAGACACAUGUUGUAGGUGUUGUAGGAGCAGCUGGACUAGAUGGACUUGAUGGACUGGUGGGAGCAGUGGGUGCCGUAGGAGCCGAUGGACUCGUAGGAGCCGACGGGCUUGUAGGAGCUGUAGGAGCCGAUGGGCUUGUAGGAGCUGUAGGAGCCGAUGGGCUUGUAGGAGCUGUGGGUGCCGUAGAAGCUGUAGGUGCCGUAGGAGCUGAUGGACUCAAUGGAGCCGUAGGAGCCGAUGGACUCGACGGAGUGUUUGGAGAUGUGGGUCCUGUAGGUGGGCAGAUGAUAGUAGUAACAGUCAUCACUCGUCCGGGAACAGUGGUACCGGGUACUGUACUACCCGGUACCGUAGUUCCUGGAAUCGUGCUUCCUGGAAUUGUGGUUCCUGGAAUAACACUUCCAGAUACAGUAGAUUCCUCGAUAGUGGUACCGGGGAUGGUUCUGGCUGGUACUGUGCUUCCUGGAACAGUACUUCCGGGUUCAGAGGAUCCUGGCAUAGUCAUCAAUACUGUCGUUGUAACCAAGUUUCCAGAGACACAUGUGGUAGGUGUUGUAGGAGCAGCUGGACUAGAUGGACUUGAUGGACUGGUGGGAGCAGUGGGUGCCGUAGGAGUCGAUGGACUCGUAGGAGCUGUAGGAGCCGAUGGGCUUGUAGGAGCUGUAGGAGCCGAUGGGCUUGUAGGAGCUGUAGGUGCCGAUGGACUCAAUGGAGCCGUAGGCGCCGAUGGACUCAAUGGAGCCGUAGGAGCCGAUGGACUCGAUGGAGUGCCUGGAGAUGUGGGUCCUGUAGGUGGGCAGAUGAUAGUAGUAAUAGUCAUCACCUGCUCGGGAACAGUGGUGCCGGGUACUGUACUACCAGGAAUCGUAGUUCCUGGAAUCGUGCUUCCUGAAAUUGUGGUUCCUGGAAUAACACUUCCAGAUACAGUAGAUUCCUCGAUAGUGGUACCGGGGAUUGUGCUAGCUGGUACUGUGCUCCCUGGAACGGUACUUCCUGGUACAGAGGAUCCUGGCAUAGUCAUCAAUACUGUCGUAGUAACCAAGUUUCCAGAGACACAUGUUGUAGGUGUUGUAGGAGCAGCUGGACUAGAUGGACUUGAUGGACUGGUGGGAGCAGUGGGUGCCGUAGGAGCCGAUGGACUCGUAGGAGCUGUAGGAGCCGACGAGCUUGUAGGACCUGUAGGAGCCGUAGGAGCCGAUGGACUCGAUGGAGUGUUUGGAGUGGUGGGUCCUGUAGGUGAGCAGAUGAUAGUAGUAACAGUCAUCACUCGUCCGGGAACAGUGGUACCGGGUACUGUACUACCCGGAAUCGUAGUUCCUGGAAUCGUGCUUCCUGGAAUUGUGGUUCCUGGAAUAACACUUCCAGAUACAGUAGAUUCCUCGAUAGUGGUACCGGGGAUAGUGCUAGCUGGUACCGUGCUUCCUGGGACAGUACUUCCAGGUACAGAGGAUCCUGGCAUAGUCAUCAAUACUGUCGUUGUAACCAAGUUUCCAGAGACACAUGUUGUAGGUGUUGUAGGUGUUGUAGGAGCCACUGGAGUAGAUGGACUUGUAAGAACAGUGGGUGCUGGACUUGUAAGAACAGUGGGUGCUGUAGGCACCAAUGGACUCAAAGGACUAGUAGGGGCCGUGGGUACCAGUGGACUCGAAGAGCUCGAAGGAGUUGUAGGAGCCGAUGGACUGGGUGGAGCGCUAGGAGAGGUAAAUGCUGUGGGAGGACAGAUUAUAGUAGUAACAGUCAUCACCUGCUCGGGAACAGUGGUUCCUGGUACUGUACUACCCGGAAUAGUGGUUCCUGGGAUUGUGCUUCCUGGAAUUGUGGUUCCUGGAAUAACACUUCCAGAUACAGUAGAUUCCUCGAUAGUGGUACCGGGGAUUGUGCUAGCUGGUACUGUGCUCCCUGGAACGGUACUUCCAGGUACAGAGGAUCCUGGCAUAGUCAUCAAUACUGUCGUAGUAACCAAGCUUCCAGAGACACAUGUUGUAGGUGUUGUAGGAGCAGCUGGACUAGAUGGACUUGAUGGACUGGUGGGAGCAGUGGGUGCCGUAGGAGUCGAUGGACUCGUAGGAACUGUAGGAGCCGAUGGGCUUGUAGGAGCUGUGGGUGCCGUAGGAGCUGAUGGACUCAAUGGAGCCGUAGGAGCCGAUGGACUCGAUGGAGUGCCUGGAGAUGUGGGUCCUGUAGGUGGGCAGAUGAUAGUAGUAAUAGUCAUCACUCGUCCGGGAACAGUGGUACCGGGUACUGUACUACCAGGAAUAGUAGUUCCUGGAAUCGUGCUUCCUGAAAUUGUGGUUCCUGGAAUAACACUUCCAGAUACAGUAGACUCCUCGAUAGUGGUACCGGGGAUGGUUCUGGCUGGUACUGUGCUUCCUGGAACAGUACUUCCUGGUACAGAGGAUCCUGGCAUAGUCAUCAAUACUGUCGUAGUAACCAAGUUUCCAGACACGCAUGUUGUAGGUGUUGUAGGAGCAGCUGGGCUGGAUGGACUUGUAGGGGCGGUUGGUGCAGAUGGACUGACCGGAGAUGAUGAACUCGAGGUAGCUGUUCCACAGAUGAUCGUGUAA
Messenger RNA from Sugiyamaella lignohabitans, 3744 nucleotides. RefSeq lists its product as uncharacterized. Lineage: Eukaryota; Fungi; Ascomycota; Dipodascomycetes; Dipodascales; Trichomonascaceae. The record is from RefSeq and is a predicted model, not a curated record. The coding region runs from base 1 to 3744 and encodes 1247 amino acids. The transcript has a single exon.